GACUCAACCUACGAUGCAGCAAUUGCUGGCGAAUCCGCCAAAAGCCCAAUGGCCCCAUGACCAUGACAUAACAAAACGCAUAGAUAAGGCUAUCAUGGAUUAUAUAUUAGUUGACAUGCAGCCUUAUAACACUGUGUCAGGAAAAGGAUUUAAGCGCUUAAAUUUUGCGGACCCUGCAGGACCAAAAAAAUAUAAAUUGAAAUCUGAAAAAUUUUUUCGCACCCAACUAAUGCCGGAAACUUUUGAAAAAGUUAAAACUAAAGUAGUCAAUUUGCUAUGUGAGGCCGAGUGGAUAAGUUUUACUACAGACAUUUGGUCAAAUCCUACUAAAACUUGUUCACUUCUGAGUUUUACGGCCCAUUUUGUGCACAAUGAACAACGACCAAAAGUAAUCUUGGGUGCAUCAGUUUUAGAAAAUGACCACACGGGCGACUAUAUCUCCGAGAAACUGAAAGAAGUAGUCGAAGAUUAUAAUAUAGGCUCUAAAAUCCACCUUGCUCUUCGCGAUAAUGCUGGGAACAUGGCCCGUGCUACAAGGGUUGCGGAGUACGAUUCGUUGGGCUGUGUGUCUCAUACACUACAACUGGUGAUUCAUGACGCAAUUUUAUCGGUGCCAAACAUAAUAACAAUACUAAAAAAGUGUCGUAAAGUAGUCGGACACUUUCAUAGAAGUGAGCAGGCACGGAGGUAUUUAAAUACUUUCCAAAAAACUUUAAAUUUACCAGAACACACCCUAUUCCAAGACGUGGAAACACGUUGGAACAGCACGUACUUAAUGUUGUCACGGUUGAUUGAGCAAAAAAAUGCGAUUAAUCUAUACCGUGUCGAAAGGGGCUCAAUCAAUGAAAUUAAUAACGAAGAAUGGACGACGAUGCAAGAUGCUGUCAGUGUAUUGGAAUGUUUUUAUGAGGCCACAUUAGACAUGUCGUCAGAUGCAUCAUGUGUCUCCUUGGUGAUACCUUUAGUAGCCAUGUUAAGUGGAAAACUUGCGUCAACUAGCGGGCAAAGUCAGUUUGUAGCGUCGGCAGAUACUGCAAUGUCAGCAGAUAUAGAAAACAAUGAAAGUGAUGCUCUUCAAAAUUGUACUGCUGCUGAGAUGAAAAUUUCGUACAUGGCGUGA
This is a messenger RNA of Cydia splendana, 1120 nucleotides long. RefSeq names its product zinc finger BED domain-containing protein 4-like. The transcript has 2 exons. The record is from RefSeq and is a predicted model, not a curated record. Lineage: Eukaryota; Metazoa; Arthropoda; Insecta; Lepidoptera; Tortricidae. Bases 14 to 1120 code for a protein of 368 amino acids.